CGCUUUAUGAAGUCUAACAUACCGAAAGCCAAUCUGAAAGAGGAAGUUCCUGGUAAAGUUGUGAUUGCGCAUUGCCGGUGAGCUCAAACUCGCCGAAUCUUUGUAAAUAAACACUUUCAUUGAUCCGGGGUGUUGUAUGUAGACGAAAAAGCUGUUUUUAGACGAAGAUGGUAGAGCGGGAGGACAGUUCACCCCUGCAGGCUUUCGAGAAGGACGCGCUGGAUCUUACAGUUGAAGAUGUCUACGAUAUCUCUUACGUGAUCGGCAGGGAUCUGUUAAAAGUGAACACAGGUGGUCGGGAAUUAUCAGAUUUACAGUUUAAGAUCGUCCGUGUGCUGGAGAUGUUUGAGAUGAUGGUGAACAAGUACAACCUGUCUCUGGAGGAGCUGAGGAUGGAGAGAGAUAAUCUGAAGAGAGAGCUCGAUAGUGUUACAUCUGAGGGAUCAACUAGUCAGGAGAACAUCGGUCCAAACAAGCUUAUUGUGGACUUGAAGGACCCGAACCGACCGCGCUUUACCAUGCAGGAGUUAAAGGAGGUUCUUCAAGAGAGGAACCAUCUUAAAGCUCAGCUAAUGGUGGCCCAAGAGGAACUUCAGCUUUAUAAGAGUGGAGUCCUGAGCUCAGAACAAACCAUGGUGGAAAUAAACCUGGACACCCCUUCACCUUCAGAACCCUCACCAACAAACACUGUAGAGGACAACAAGGAGAAGAGCACCAUUCAGAAACUGUUUUCAUUUCGACAAAAAUAGCCUGUUGGCAAAACCAAAUGUAAACGCGGCACCUCUUGUCGAGUGUGAAGUCAAGGCACAGAAAUAAAACCAGCAUCUUGUUCCUCAGUUUAACAAACUAUAGAUCAUGGUUCAAGACACAAGAGACCAAAUAGUCAACAAACACAGUGGUCUGAAAUAUCUGAUUCAGGUAGGGUUUGAACCUGUGCCGCCCAUCUUGACAGUGUUUUUGUUGUUCAGCCAGUUUAUUUCUACACUGAAAUGAAUCAUUAAGUGGAAGAUCAUUCACAAGCAGGACUACAAAAUGUUUUCUACCUAAAUCGAUAUUUCAUGUCCACAUUUAUACCUGGCAGCACGUAAGCAGGAUAUUUUAUGGUACGGUCCUGCAUUGGGGUAUUGAUUUUACUUUAUUUUCAGUGUUUUAAUUGUAUGUUAGCUUUAUAUUAAAAGCAUUAGUACUAAAACGAAUGCACUAAAUAUCUGGUAUAUGAAGUGAUCAUAUGGUGAGUGUAUAACCUCUAAAUGUGUAUUAACUUAAAACUACAUUUUUAAAGUUCACUUGGCCUUCACAGUUUGCUAUAGCCUUUAAUGAACUUUUCAACAACACCAUGUUAUUGUAUU
Molecule: messenger RNA, 1349 nt
Organism: Paramisgurnus dabryanus
Lineage: Eukaryota; Metazoa; Chordata; Actinopteri; Cypriniformes; Cobitidae
Gene: rilpl2
Product: Rab interacting lysosomal protein-like 2
Biological process (GO): cilium assembly
Cellular component (GO): cytoplasm; ciliary basal body
Molecular function (GO): small GTPase binding; protein dimerization activity; dynein light intermediate chain binding
Source: RefSeq, a predicted model, not a curated record